AUACACUUCCCUGAUGCACAUACACCGCCGCUCCUUCGCUCGCAACCCUCCCCCAAGCUCACCACGAGUGGCCCUCGUACACGCCCGGAACUCGUAUCGGUUCUAGACCUUACGCGUGCAAGAUCCCAUUUGCCGGCGCAAGAUCGACCUGGCUUCAACGGAAGCGCCGCGCUUAACUCGACAACAAGUGCCAGAAUGGAGUACUACGGCAUGAAUGAGUUGCCCCAUUCGUACAAACGAUACAAGGGCUUGACGGGUUACUUUGAGAAGUGGCUCCUAAAUGUCGCGAAAGAGCGCGGUCUCGAGAUCGCCAACCAGGUAGAGGCUGAAGCUGCGAAACGCCAGAAGACUGGAGGGUCGAAAUCCCAUCACAUCCUCAUGAAAGACCUUUUGCCUAUGGCUGAAGCCGUUGCAAAGUCUGGGCAACCUUCCAAAGAUAUCUCAGGUCUCGCCGAUCUGGACGACGCUAUACGCAUCCGAAAAGAAGUCACUCAGUGGUAUCGUCUGCAGCACAUGUCUGAUGAGGAGCAUCCCUUCUUCACAUCGGUCUUGGCCGACGUGCGUAAGGUAUUCAAAGAUUGGAUCUUCGUUACACCAACACAACCCGAAGCCCACAAGAACCUUGAAGAAUCUCGAGGCAACAAGGAUCAAAAUCCAUUUAAGCAAGUCGCAUUCAUAUUCAGCUACUUCGAUGACUCAGCAGACAUGGACGACAGUAUUGACGGACCAGAUACAGACUUGAACGUAGAGGCGGGACCAUAUCGAUCCAAAGCAGGGACGGAAUCCGACCAGCGACUGAUAUCACUCAAUCCGCCAGACGCCGAAUCCCAAGUACCAAAGGCCGACCUACAAAUCGAUCGAGAGUUCGAAGUACUUUGUUUCCUGUAUGACCUUCAUCUGCUCCGACAACGCAUCAAAAUCGUCUGGAGCGAUUGGAGUCAGCGAAAAAUAGGAACCAUGACUGCCGCGAUUGUCUCAGACCUUGCUAUGGCCUACAUCCAACAGAGGGUGACAAGCCUUUCACAAGAGCUGAACGACGAUGGGAACGGCCAGGACAUCCUCGGCAUCGUCGACAAGCUGAUGGAGCUGAUACCGGAAGAUCAGCGAGAGGUCCCACUGUCGGAUGAGGGGAAUGGACUGCAGGAGUAUCCGCGCGAUCUUCUCUGUGACGAAGCCAUCUGUACCAUGAGCGAAUAUUGGCGUCUUGGAGCAGCCGGUGCUGCUGCAACCCAUGAGCUGCCUCGCCACGAUUCUUUUCGGCUGCGCUUUCUUCUGCAUUUCAAAGUGAUCGGUGCAGGGAAAUUGGAAGCCCCAGCCAUGGACAAAUUCACGGAGUCAUUAUGCUCUGCCGACACACGAUCCAAAGAUUGGCUUCCCUUCGGUUUCCAGGUCUUACUUGACAUACAGCGACUUCUACUCCUUGAAAACAAGACAAUGGGAGAAAUUAGAGAUGACGUUCUCGACCAUGGUCUCUAUAUCGAAGAAGUUAUGAGGCAACAUAUUGACUACGAAGACAAGAUGUGUGAUGUUGGUGAGAAGCCUGGCUACCUGUCAACGGCUGACUUCAAGUUUUCCAACACCUACCUACCGACCUUGAUGCGACUUCUGGACUGGCGGCUGCAACUGCACCACGAUGACUGCGAGGAAGUGUCGGGAAUGCGCAACCUUCUUUUCGUUGCCGCGCAUCCAAUCUUCUGCGGUAUGACUAUGUGGUUCUAUCAUCGGAUGUAUCACAGCAGCGCUAUCAACACGAUAUGUUGGUUUGUGGUUGGACUCGCCCAUCUUUACAACGCUUGCCGUCAGGUGGGCGGGCUAAAUAGUACUUGGGCAGACCUAGAAUUCGUCAUCAAGUCUCAAGGAUCCUCACGGAUCUUCGUUGGCGGCCCGCCUACAGAACCCGACACCUUCUACCAGCGUGUGCGACUAGCUCUGGGCCAUUCUGUCUGUGAACAUGCCUCUGACUAUUAUCGACACAAAAUUGAUCGACCCAAAUCUGUGAGAAGGCAGAAACGUGGCCUUACGAAUUACCCACUCCUAGAGGCUAAGAUCUUAGCAUACUACCAGACAAAAUCCCAGGAGAAGCGCUCGUCACUGCUACACAACAUCUUCGUGUUCCUACACGAGGACCUUGAAAACGCCGCUGCGAAAGGCUCAAGCACAAUACCGAAUGAAGAGGCAUCAAAAACAUCUCAAGUCCAGGAGAAAGUCCGGAUUAUCUUCAGAGCAAUUGCUAUCAAGCGCGCGUUACGGACGAAGAACAAGAAGACACGCAAGAAGAAUAAGUCCAAGAUUCCGUACUUCUCUGACAAGGGUGCUUUGCAUGACAAGUCCCUGCAUCAUGCAACUUCUCAAUUGGCUGAACAUGAGCUUUACGCCAACUUCGACCACUUUGCUUUCUUUCGCCGAGCCUACAAAAUCAUGAAGCGUAUUCGGACAGAGGUCCUGUGGGAUAGCAACAAAGCACUCACUACGCUGGAUGCUACACAAGAGGCUCCCAAUGACCUUUCGCUUCUCGUCGGUCUGCUUAUUAAUCUCGCACCCCCACAGGACAAAAAGGACCCAGCGUGCACUGCUAAACAUGCCCUUGGGAUGAAGAAGCUGAAGAUGAUUGCGAAGAUCAUGCAGGGGUUCAUCCUCGAGCAAGGAGAUCUCGAGUGGAAAAACGCCGAAGAGCAAAUGAAGCGUAGGAGGGAGCAUGGUACCGUGCCGCGCGAGAAGCUUUCCUUGGAGCCGAUCCAAGAAGCAACUACCUCAGAGAUCAAUGCUCAAGUUGAUACGCUUCUGCAGAUUGAGGAAAAGCCUGUUAAGAAGGUAGCUCUUGAGGUUCCCGCUACAGACCAGGAGUCUGGAACGGAGCCUCCAGUUGAACCUCAACCUGUACAGUUCCGCAGUCAAGCUGAACAGUUCAUAUCUGAGCUUGCAGAUGCGUCCCAGCCUUCCCUAUUCGGCAAUAAAAUUGUCCAACCUGGCAACCAGAGCAACAAGUCUUUCCAUUGUGGCAAUGAACCUGUCCAGUCUAGCAACCAAGGCCAUAAGCAUUUCCGCUUUGGCAAUCGCAAGCACUCAACAUUCGACUUUGAUCGCGCAGUCGAUAUCGCCGCCAAGGCUCGGGGUGCACCUAGUCCGUUUUACGAGGCUGAAAACAAGAAAAGUAGCAGGCCCGAAGAUGCAGUGAUUGAGACAGAACCAGCCAACCCGUUCUAUAAGUUUUUGAACCAGAGGAACAGUGAGCUCGAAGAUGCAGCGGUCGAGACUGAAGCAGCCAAUCCGUUCUUGGAGUUUGUAAAGAAGAAGUCCAGUGAGCACGAAGACGUAGCGGUCAAGCCUAGGGUAAUAUCAGGUUCUGCAGGCGCGCCAAUGAAGCCAGAAGCCAGUUCAGCGCUCGAAGCUCCAGUCCUGCAGCCAGAAGCUAUAUGCUCACCCAAAGGCUCGGAAUUGAAGCUUGAUCCAGCUCCUGAGCCCCAGCGAGAUGAAGUCGAUGAAUCUGCACAGGACGAGAAUCUCAACACGUAUCAAGGUGAAGGGGAUGCGACUGUCACAGGUAAGCUGUCCGCUUCUCAUCAUGAUAUGUCUUUCCCAACCGCGGUCCAGACACACCUCGAUCAAGAGAAUCAAGGUGGCUCCGACGGCUGGUCGGAUGCGGACGAAGAUAUCGAGGUUGACGGGCUCGCUGAGGACCGAACCCUCGAGAGCCAUCUGUCGAAGUACCUUGCGUUCAGGCAGGCUACACGAGCCCAGUACCCAUCAAUUGCGAGUCCUGUGUCGGAGCCCCAGCCUGAUGGGGGAACUUGCCCUGCAAACCCCUUAUCUCUACCUCCACGCCCGGAAAACAUCACUGACUACGUGACCGGAGGACGUAGGCCUGGAUACUAUAUGUUCGACGUCUACCACCGCUUCACCUACCGCAGCACGCGAUCUACCCGACAGCCAAAGUACAUAUCGUCUACUCGUCUCGAUCGCCUUCUUGCUCGUACUCGUACAGCUUCUGAGCCUCGGCGUCGUCUGGUAGGCGCAGUGAAGCAUCGCGUCUGUCACAACUGCUACGGACGAUGCAUGUUAGGUCACGCUCUUUUAGGGAAUGUGCAUGAUGCUUGGCGGCAUGGGGCCGUAAAUGAGGAUGACGGCUGGGACACUGACGAUGAAUGGGAUACAGAUGAGUGGUGUAGUGGUGAUGAGUAA
This is a messenger RNA of Paraphaeosphaeria sporulosa, 4179 nucleotides long. RefSeq lists its product as uncharacterized. NCBI's taxonomy places the organism in Eukaryota, Fungi, Ascomycota, Dothideomycetes, Pleosporales, Didymosphaeriaceae. The transcript has a single exon. The record is from RefSeq and is a predicted model, not a curated record. The coding region runs from base 196 to 4179 and encodes 1327 amino acids.